ACUAGUGGUGGCACUUCGGGAUGUCUGGAUAUACCGAUCUUUAAAAUACAAUAUAUUUGUUUUAGUGCUGUACUUUACUGCACUUAUCAAGUUACUUUAUUUCCCACUGCAUACAGCGAUUUACUUCUGUUGUCAUCCGGACUGGUCUGAAUUACGUUUAUGAAAGGCUACCUAGGAAAACGCAAUCUGCCAUCGCUAUACUGUGCUCGCUCCUCCCACCCCCAGUCAUUUCCUGCCUUGAGAGCAGUUCAACUACAUUACAGCGAAACAUCGUGUGGGUUAACCGGCUUGUGUGCAGGGGUAAUAAAUUAAACUCUAAUAAGCGUGAUAGAAAACUUACAAUGAAAAUGCAGAAGCCGUUGAUUCAAUUCGCCUUCCCCGCUGUUCUGUUUUCUCUUCUGGUUGCAUGUGUCGAUGUAGCCGCCGAUGAAGGACUUUCAAAAGGGUUUGGCGAUCACAUUCACUGGAGGACUUUUGAAGAUGGAAAAAAAGAGGCAGAAGCCAGUGGUUUGCCGUUGAUGGUUAUCAUCCACAAGUCCUGGUGUGGAGCCUGUAAAGCCCUCAAGCCGAAGUUUGCAGAGUCUCAGGAGAUCUCUGAACUGGCCCACAACUUUAUCAUGGUAAACGUAGAGGAUGAUGAAGAGCCCAAAGACCAAGGCUUCAGUCCUGAUGGGGGCUACAUUCCUAGAAUUCUCUUCCUAGAUCCCACUGGUAAAGUGCACCCUGAGAUCACCAACAAGAAUGGAAACCCCAAUUACAAGUACUUCUACAGCAGUGCAGAUCAAGUUGUGUCAGGGAUGAAGGAAGCCCAGGAGAAACUGACAGGAGAUGCCUUCAAGCAGUCGCACAUGGCUGAUGAGCUCUAAACCUGCUCCCUGGACCACACCGAACAGAGGCGACACUGCAGACACCAGAAACCACAGCUCACUCUCCCACCCUCGCAAGACGCUGAACUCCCUCCUGUGGAGAUUAGGAAUGUAAUUCAAACCCAGGACACAUCAACUGACCGACAGACAGGGAAUAAUGGUGUAAAAACAACUAGUAAUACGAUUCUGUUUAUAGCACACUGGCAAAUGCAUAUCAAGUGUUCAUACAGGAAAUGUGGUAUGCAAAUCAGAGCCAGAAGUGAACUAUUUGUAUAUUGGGUUUUAGGUUUGUUCCGUAUUUUAAACAGGGCUUAAAUAGGUUCCUAACUCCACAUACAGUUUAAAUUCAAUUUGCUAGACUUCAUGCUAGAGGUCCUAUUGUAACUUGCCACAGCUCAGGGCCCGCCCCCUGUGUUUACCCAGCAAAAAGCAUCUCGAUCCACACCAGGGGGCAGUUGGUGUGUUUUCUUCCUUGCAUUGAUAUUUUUCAGACAGCUGCAUUCUACAACUGUUAUUCCUCUUUCUGGCUUCUCUUAUUAGUGAGUGUUUUAAACUGAAGGAUGAACUAUGGCUGUUAAACUGUUGCAACCUUUCCAGCUAGGUUGAUAUUGGUAUCAACACUUUAAACUACACACUGUAAAACCAAAUGAGUUUAAGAGUUGGGCACAAAUCUUAUGCAAUAUAUUUUUGGUUUUAGGAUGAACUUUAGAUGCACAAAAAAAAACCCUUAACCUAAAUAAACAUUGCAGUGCAAAGUAUAUGAAGAUUUAAAUGUGUUUAGGAUUUGUUGCAUGGGAUUUGUGUUUAAUUCUUAAAUGCUGGUUUACAGUGUAGAGUCCUUAAUUUUGUAUCUGCCCCUCUGCAUUGUGAAUCAUGUUAAUAAUACUGUAACCUAUAACUAAUGUACAAUUUUAAUAAUAUGUAGAGAAUGCUAGGGGUGUGCUGAUACUCCUCCAUGUAGUUGCCUUUAUAAUAAUGUGUCUUACUG
Molecule: messenger RNA, 1854 nt
Organism: Polyodon spathula (Mississippi paddlefish)
Lineage: Eukaryota; Metazoa; Chordata; Actinopteri; Acipenseriformes; Polyodontidae
Product: thioredoxin domain-containing protein 12-like
Exons: 7
Coding region: 342-866 (174 amino acids)
Cellular component (GO): endoplasmic reticulum
Source: RefSeq, a predicted model, not a curated record